This is a messenger RNA of Homalodisca vitripennis (glassy-winged sharpshooter), 2349 nucleotides long. RefSeq lists its product as uncharacterized. The record is from RefSeq and is a predicted model, not a curated record. Lineage: Eukaryota; Metazoa; Arthropoda; Insecta; Hemiptera; Cicadellidae. The transcript has 9 exons. The coding region runs from base 173 to 1144 and encodes 323 amino acids.
GACCGUCCGUCGUAGAGUGAGAGUGAUUGAGGUUAGAAUCUGCACUUGGCCGACCACGCGGCCGUCGUAAGACAUCGUCUACGAUCAUCCCUUUGCGUUGUACGCUCAGUGUGCUGCCGUCGACUCCGCGAUCGCGGGUACCGCCGAAAGUGUUGUCUAGGGGCGCCUUAACAUGGAUCUCUCGCUGAGAAACGUUUGGAUGCCGUCCAACCUCUUCGCCGCUCUAUUUCUGGGACUCAUAUUAAGCGGUACGGUUGUAACAUCUGCGCACCCCAGCACCCAUCAUGAAUUUGGUGUGUAUCCUGCAGUGAUGGCAUUGAAGGAUAAUAAUAUACUAUCACCAGAAGGUGGCGAAGGAUUGAAGAUCAAGGAGAUCAAAGUGCCAGACGUGGUUUUGAAUGGCACCAAGCCUGUGGUUCUGGACUGCGAUUACGUUCUGGACGAUCCCUCAGGACUCGUUGUAAAGUGGUUCUUUAACAACCACCCGGCACCUGUCUAUCAGUGGAUCUUCAAGCAGAAACCACAGGUCCUGGGAGUCCUCAAGGGCAAGAUCAACCUCAACUACCGAGCCACCAAUGAGGAUUCCACCAUGUAUCGUGCUAUAGAGAUCAUCACCCCCACCAUGGAUCUGUCCGGGGAGUACAAGUGCCUCGUGUCCACAUUCGACAAGGAAGUGUCCAAGUCGAAGAAGAUGGUUGUAUAUGUGCCGGAAAAGACUUUGGAGGUGACUCAGGACAAACCAAAAGAGGACAGAGUCAACAUCACGUGUGAAGCUGAAGGCGUCUAUCCUGAACCCAACAUGACCAUUACUGCUUUAGAGAGCAAACACACCGGGUUCAUCCAGGUAACAACGAGGAAACAGAACAACUCCUCCCUGUUCGACAUCAAGGGGACGCUGAGCGUUGAUGACGUAGAGCUCAGUUCCCCCACAACAUUUGUCUGCGAGUUGAGUAUCCCAGACGCCAACUACUCUAACCGCAGGGAGCUUGUCUACUUCCCUGGACCCCCCACCACGCCCUCAGUGUCCGACCACAUUGCAGAAUCUCUGCCUUCCUCAGGGGCCAGCGGCACUACGUUAUCACCUUCAAUACUGACAGUAGUGUCACUUUUCCUCAGCAUACUAGUUAGCAGAACAGGCCUAUGAGUUUAAACUUCUUCAACUUGAAAUGGAGGUCUUCCAAAGGAGUGUCGGACUUGUUACCAAUUUACGACAAUACCAACUGUGCGGGAAUAAAAAAACCGUCUCGGUCGGACCAGUGAUACCGACAGUGUGGCUGAACUGCUUCAGUAUGUUGGACACAUAACAGUGACUAAUUUUUUGUUGUUACAGUUAAUGAAUGUACUAUCUUUAUUGAGCAUGUCCAUAAAGCCUUCAUAUAUUGGUGUUGAAAAUUUUUUGAACGUAAUUUUACAAACUUUGUAUCACAACUUAUGUGAUUUGAGCCUUCUGAGCGAUAGUUUAUUAUAAAUUAAGAUUGUUUGCCAAACGAUGAAGGCUUUAUACGACCAAAGUUGUCUGUUACCUUGUGAUUUGUACAAAAAUUAAUUAGCUUUGCACUUGUACAUAUACAUUACAACAUUAUAGUAUUUAUUAUUUAGUCAAAUUUAAAUUGAAACAGGGUAAUUAUUACAUGGUAGAGUUUACUUUUUUCACUUCUUGGGAUAUAAUUUUCUUUACUUUUUACUUAUAACGGAGAUAUUUCAUAAGACAUAUUUUUGAAGAAUAGAAUACCUUGUUAAACAAGAAAAGUAUAAUUGUUAAAAUGCAAAUAAAUAUAGCAAUUCGUUUUGAGGAAAUACAAUUGAUAUAAACGAUUAAACAAAGACAAGUUUAUAUUUACAUGUGAGAAAAUACAGGUGUUAAACACUCUAAAGUUGAUGUUUAAGUAAGUAUUCUAGUAUUGUUUCUAGUCUUGUUGAAUUUGGCUGUUGAUGUUAAAUGCGUGUUUAAUUGAAGGGGUGUAUUAAGGGUUGUAAUUGUACUUACAUUAUUUACUAUGAGUUUUAUUGUACGAGUUACUUUAUUUAAUGUAUAUCGUUAAACAUGUUGCACCAAAGAUAAUUAACACUAGUUUUGUAUGGAAGAGAUGUUGUAAAUAAUAUUGUCUAAUACACUGUUGUACUGCAAAUGUUUUUCCAAGCUGGAAACCAAAUAAUAACUGACAAUGUGAUUAAUUAUAAAAUUCUUUUUAAAUACGAAUUGUUUGGCUAUAAGAUUACUUCAUACUUAUAUUUUUUCAUUUAAGUUUUUACAGUUACAUUUAGUGUGUUUUGUUUUUGACCAUAUAAACACUGUACAUUGUAUAGUUAGAUUUAUGAUGGUAUGUGUAAUAGAAAAAUACAUUUUUA